AUGCUCCUUCUCAACCAUAAGCUCAUCCUCUUGGCUUUCCUGGUGCUGGCCCUCUUCUUGAAUGCUGCCGACUCGGUCGAAGCCAAGAAGCAGUGCCGUGCCAAGCAUCAUCACAAAAACCACCACAAGCAUCACAAGUCGUCUCCAUCCAAUUCACACUCGGAUGCCACCUCGUCUUCCAACGCCUCGUCCGGAAUCCACCCGAACGGCGACGGCAUCCUUUCCGUACCAUUGCUCUGGGGCCUUGGCCGUGUCAAUCAUGACGAUGACUGGUCGCGUUUCCAAGCAUUCAAGAAGCUCAAGCCUGGUUCGGCUCCGUUUGUCAUGGGCUUCAACGAGCCCGACUUCUCCGGCUCUGGCUCGUCCGGUGUGAUCUCGGUCGCGGACGCUGCUGCUGCGUGGGAGCAAUGGCUCGCUCCUCAUAAGCAGGCUGGUGCCAAGCUCAUCUCGCCCAGUAUGGCUAUGCAGAAGGACGAAAAGUGGCUCGGCCCAUUCCUCAAGGCGGUCAAGACGCAACCCGACAUUAUUGCCGUGCACAUUUUCCAGGACAACAUGGACGGCGUCAAGGGUGUCCUGGAUCAUUUUGCCCAGUACGGUAAACCCAUGUGGAUCACUGAGUUUGCCUGCAUCAACUACCAGGGUCCCUCACCGGUCUACUGCGAUCAGAACAAGGUCGACUCGGUGCUGAGCCAGAUGGUGCAGCUGUUCGAGUCGGACUCGCGCGUCGCUGCUUACUCGGUCUCGGAUGCCAACAACGGUCCCUAUGGUGAUCUGACUCCCAACCAGGCAGGUCAAUCGCUCAGCUCAACAGGCAAGUCGUAUCUCGCCUCGGUUCAGCAAGCGAGUCAGCGUCGCCGUCGACGUGGCCUCGUCCCUGUCCGCAGGUAA
Messenger RNA from Mycosarcoma maydis (corn smut), 888 nucleotides. RefSeq lists its product as uncharacterized. Gene Ontology annotation, biological process: fungal-type cell wall polysaccharide metabolic process. The coding region runs from base 1 to 888 and encodes 295 amino acids. The record is from RefSeq and is a predicted model, not a curated record. NCBI's taxonomy places the organism in Eukaryota, Fungi, Basidiomycota, Ustilaginomycetes, Ustilaginales. The transcript has 2 exons. Gene Ontology annotation, cellular component: fungal-type cell wall.